Messenger RNA from Komagataella phaffii GS115, 1116 nucleotides. Its product is annotated as Subunit of Golgi mannosyltransferase complex also containing Anp1p, Mnn10p, Mnn11p, and Hoc1p. The record is from RefSeq and is a predicted model, not a curated record. Gene Ontology annotation, cellular component: mannan polymerase complex. Lineage: Eukaryota; Fungi; Ascomycota; Pichiomycetes; Pichiales; Pichiaceae. Gene Ontology annotation, molecular function: alpha-1,6-mannosyltransferase activity. The transcript has a single exon. Gene Ontology annotation, biological process: cell wall mannoprotein biosynthetic process; protein N-linked glycosylation. Bases 1 to 1116 code for a protein of 371 amino acids.
AUGUUGGUGCCCAAUAAAAACCAUUUGUUCCACCAGAUCAGAAGGAAGCCGUCGCAAAUAGUGGCGCCCAUCUUGUUUUUGGUCCUCGUUGUGUAUUUACUAUUUGGAAUCGGGCAAUCUUCGUCCAAGAAGCCAAAGUAUUCAUACAAAGAUAAAACACAAGGAUGGCUAUUGUCAAGCAAAAUCCCUCCUGGGCCGGACGAAAUGGCCAAAAAUCACAUUAUGCAUUAUAAUAUGAACUUACUUGAGACUACUGUCAUGCCUGCGUUCAACAAAGAACAAGUCUUGGUGCUGACUCCCAUGUCCAAGUUUUAUCCCGAAUAUUGGGAUAAUUUAUUGGCCCUCUCCUAUCCAAGAGAACUAAUGGAGCUAGGAUUUAUUGUUCCACGUGGAAAGGCUGGUGAUGAAGUCGUCAAGAAAUUGGAAACCGCAGUCAAGGCCGUUCAGAGAUCUUCCACCGAAUCGGCAAGAUUCGCUCGUGUAACCAUACUCAGACAGGAUAGUGAAUCCGUGGAAUCACAGUUAGAGAAAGAUAGACACGCUUUAAAGGCUCAAAAAGAACGUCGAUCAAAGAUGGCUUUGGCAAGAAAUUCGUUAUUGUUCUCAACCUUAGGCCCCUUCACUUCGUGGGUGUUAUGGCUCGAUGCUGACGUUGUAGAAACGCCAAAAACUCUGAUUCAAGAUUUAGCCACCCACAACAAAGCAGUGAUAGCUGCUAACUGUUACCAAAGAUAUUACAACGAGGAGACCAAGAAAAAUGACAUUAGACCCUACGAUUACAACAACUGGGUAGAAUCAGAGGAGGGUCUACGGUUGGCUUCUACUUUGGGACCAGAUGAAAUCAUCGUAGAAGGCUACGCAGAGCUUCCCACCUUCAGAGCAUUGAUGGCACAUUUCUAUGAUCCACAUGGAGAUUUGAGUACAGAAAUGCAACUGGAUGGUGUUGGAGGUACUGCAGUGCUAGUUAAAGCAGAAGUGCAUAGAGAUGGUGCCAUGUUCCCAAGUUUCCCAUUUUACCAUCUUAUUGAGACUGAAGGAUUUGCUAAGAUGGCCAAACGUCUGGGCUACCAAGUCUUUGGUCUUCCAAACUACCUGGUUUACCACUAUAACGAGUAG